Messenger RNA from Erigeron canadensis, 6397 nucleotides. Its product is annotated as vacuolar protein sorting-associated protein 8 homolog. The transcript is spliced from 20 exons. Gene Ontology annotation, biological process: endosomal vesicle fusion; protein targeting to vacuole. The coding region runs from base 340 to 5877 and encodes 1845 amino acids. Lineage: Eukaryota; Viridiplantae; Streptophyta; Magnoliopsida; Asterales; Asteraceae. Gene Ontology annotation, cellular component: late endosome; HOPS complex. Gene Ontology annotation, molecular function: protein binding. The record is from RefSeq and is a predicted model, not a curated record.
CUUAAAAAUAUAAAAGAGGAUGCUUCUCUAAAAAAACACCUCACUCUCUGUCUCUCUAUCCGACCCCAAAACCCCAUCACCAUCGCAUACCACGACGAUCACGACCUCCAAUCAUCAGCACCAUCCCGCCAAUCACGACCCUUUCUCUGUUGAUUAUCCGGUGUCCCCUUCCUUCCUGAAUCCUUUCGUAUCUCCAACGACCACAACAAAGCACGCCGCCAUCACAACCAUCCAGCGAGUGGAAGAAAAUGGGGGUCUGGGUGUUCGGGGUCGUCUUUACCAAUUAUUUACAGUAGUUUAAUUAAACGGUGGUGUCAGUUAUAUGACCCUCUAAACGCUAUGGAGCUUGAUCUAGAUGCCUUCCUGCAAUCACACGACGCCACGACCAGUGACGAUGAAGAUACCUACCAUCACAGCGCUGUCGAUGAGCUUCUCAAUAUUGACUCCGAUGAUGCUUCUUCUCCUUCAUCAUCUUCCCGAUCGAAUGGCUUAAGCAGCCCCCAAAGCAACAGUAAUUCAAUCGAUUCUUUUUCUCUUGAUUCCCAAUUGGUAACUGAUAGGGAUGUACCGGCAAUUCAGUCAAAGUUCCGUUCCAUUAGCGGAAUAAAUUCAGGCGAUACAUCUAGUGUUUCACGCCAAUUAUCUCUUCCGUUAUUUGGUUCAAAUGCUAAGCCCGGGGCUGCAGUGGCAGCCGCUGCGGCAGCUUCACGAUCGAUUCCGUCGCCACAUGCGGCUGCUAUCAAACUGAGGAGGGAGAGAUUUAUUAGGCUAAGCUUGGAUCCGAAAGCUAGUAUUGGCUCUGAGAUACUUUCUGGAAGUGGCACAAGUUCAGAAAUUGGGAAUUCAGAUACAAAUAUAGUCGAAGGAGAUUUUAAACUGGAUAAUUUGGAAACCGAAAAUAUUGUAUCUAGUGGGGAAGUGAUUACUGAACAUGAAAGUAAAAACAGGUGGGGUGAUGGUUUCCCAAGUGAAGAAACAAAAGCAGAUGUAGAUAAUGCAUUCGAAGCAGGUAGGUUUGAGAUUGAUGUUGGUGAUGAUACUCUCAACCCUGUUACUAAAUCCGAGAUAGGUUCUCUUUUGAAUGACCAAGGUCUUGAUUUGGAUAAGGAUGGUUCCAUGCCAGUUAUAGAUGAUGACAGUGAUGACCGCAUUGAGGGCAAUGAUUUGGAGUCAGCCACUAUCUCUACCUUACAGUAUGUAGAGGGGGUGGUCCCUUUUGCCCAUGGGAAUGUGGAUGAUAACGAGGUUGAGGAGGACUCGAUAAGUGUACUGUCAGAAAGAAAUGAUUUUGAAAGUACAAAAACACAUGCAAAUGAUGUGGAUUUUGGCCUUCAAGCUGGCGGUGAUGUUUCAGUCGAAAAGGGUGGUAUUGAUCUGGAUCAAGGAAGUGAGAAGAGAGACAGAGAGACACCAGGGACGUCAUCCCCCUCCUUGAAACCCCUUCAAUUUGCCGAGGAGCUUGAAAAGAAGCAUGCGUUUACAGGUUUGCAUUGGGAAGAGGGUGCAGCUGCACAACCAAUGAAGCUUGAGGGUGUUCACAGAGGAUCAACUGUGUUGGGUUAUCUGAGUACUAGUAGCGAUAACAUCAUCACUAAGACUAUUUCUUCGCCAGCAUUUAAGCGAGACCAUGGAACUCCACAGUCGCUAGCCGUUCAUCUGAACUACAUUGCCGUGGGGAUGUCAAGAGGGGUGAUUGUUAUAUUCCCCAGCAAAUACUCUCUACAUCUUGCUGAUAACAUCGACACUAAGUUGUUAAUUCUUGGAUUACAAGGUGAUAGGUCUUAUGCCCCAGUCACAUCCAUGUCCUUCAACCAGCAAGGAGACCUCCUUUUUGCAGGAUAUGCUGAUGGGCAUUAUAGUGUUUGGGAUGUCCAGAGGGUUUCUGUUGCAAAAAUUGUUACUGAACAUAAAGCUCCAGUAGUGCACAUGUUAUAUAUGGGAAUGGAUUCUCAAGUGGCACGCCAGUUCAACAUAAUAAGUGGUGAUAGCAAAGGUGUGGUUAAGUUGAUCCGCUUUUCUACAUCUUCAUGGCUCAAUAGGUUCUCAACUUCUAAAACCUCGACUCUUCUUGAUGAAUCAACACGCACAGUUGUAUGUGCUUCUCCCCUACUGUCCGGACGUUCUUCUGCCGGCACCAACGCUGGAACGAGUGGCAUAGGAAGCAUGAUGGGAGUAGUUCCAGGAGACCCAUCUUCUGCUGAAGAAGGCGUGGUCAUAUUUGUCACUCAUCAAUCUGGUCUAGUGGCAAAAGUGGUAUCUAGCAUCCCAGAAGUCUAUGCUCAACUUCCUAAGCCUGAUGGUGUCCGAGAGGGUUCCAUGCCUUAUACUGCAUGGAAAUACAUUGCUGAGAAUGUAGAACCGCUGUUAGCAAUUGCUUGGGAUUCCCAAGUGCAGGUUGCAAAAUUGGUGAAAUCAGAACUGAAGAUAUAUGCAACAUGGACCCUCGACAGUUCGGCAGUAGGGGUUGCUUGGCUGGAUAGUCAGAUGUUGGUGGUGCUAACAUCAGCUGGACAACUCUGUCUGUAUGCAAAUGAUGGGACUCUAAUUCAUGACACAAGUUAUGCUGUAGAUGGAUGCAGAAUUGGGGAACUCAUUGGAUAUCACACCUUUUUUACCAAUGUUUCAGGCAACUCAGAGAAAGCUCAUCACAACUGUAUAGCUGUUAGGGGUGCUUCUCUGUAUCUACUUGGACCUACACAUCUUGUUGUCUCUCGCCUUCUCCCAUGGAAGGAACGCAUAGAAGUUUUACGCAAAGGCGGUGACUGGAUGGGGGCUUUCAACAUGGCAAUGAUGCUUUAUGAUGGUCAAGCCCAUGGUGUUUUUGAUCUUCCUACAGCUUUGGAUGAUGUGCAAAUGGCAGUAAUGCCCUACCUAGUGGAGUUGCUACUCGCAUAUGUAGAUGAGGUCUUUUCUUAUAUAUCGGUGGCAUUAGGCAACCAAGCUGAAAACGCGGGGAACUUGGAUGAUUCAAAGGAUGAUAGUUUUUCCAUGACGUCAAAGAUAAAAGAGCAGUACACCCAUGUUGGUGGAGUUGCCGUUGAGGUUUGUGUACACAUCAAGAGAAAUGACAUCCUCUUUGAGAAAAUUUUAUCACGGUUUGAAUCUGUUCAACAGAAAGAGACAUUUUUGGAGCUUUUGGAACCAUAUAUAUUGAAGGACAUGCUUGGGUCGCUACCACCCGAGAUUAUGCAAGCACUGGUGGAGCAUUAUAGUACAAAAGGUUGGCUGCAGCGUGUUGAACAAUGUGUUCUCCACAUGGACAUUUCUUCCUUGGACUUCAAUCAGGUGUUCAGGUUAUGUCGGGAACACAGCUUAUAUGGAGCCCUGAUAUAUUUGUUCAAUAAAGGUCUAGAUGAUUUCAGGACACCUUUAGAGGAGCUGCUUCGGGUAUUUAGAAACAAUGAUAGUGAGAGUGCUCCAUCACUUGGGUACAGGAUGCUCGUUUAUUUGAAGUACUGCUUUUCGGGAUAUGCUUUUCCUCCGGGACAUGGAGCUCUUUCUCCUGCACGUUUGCCAUCUCUUAGAGAGGAGCUGAUAAGCUUGUUACUGGAAGAUUCCAACGCUCCAAGUUCAUGGGGUUUGACAAAUUUAUCAUCCACUGAAGGAUACAAGAAUCUAUAUUAUCUCCUAGAGUUGGAUACCGAAGCAACUUUGGAUGUUUUGAGAUGUGCAAUUAUAGAUGAAAAUCCUUCGCACAAUUCGGCAGCUGAUAAGGACUCUGCAUCCCCAAGUCAAGAUCUGAUCCAAAAGACCGUCAAUGUUCUUGCUCUCAUACCUGAAAAGGGCAAAUCUACUAGCAUUGAGGAUAUUCAACCUAACACAAAUUGGCCUUCAAAGGUUGAUAUAGAUCAUAUACUUGACUUCAUAUCUCAUUUUGUUGCCUGUAAAAAGGUCAAAGUCUCAAAUCGAUUGCUAAGUCAGAUAUUCGAGCAUUUGACAUUAGAGGCUGACAUUCCACAUAAUGUUGAAAGGAAACAUGGAGAUUGCUUUUUAAGAAGAGAAAAGGAGGUCCUAGCACUUUUGAAUGUUGUGCCGGAGACAGAUUGGGAUGAUAAAUACUUGUUAAACAUGUGUGAGAAGGCUCACUUUUAUCAGGUCUGUGGCUUCAUUCAUAACAGCAAACACCGAUAUUUAGCUGCUCUUGAUAGCUUCAUGAAAGAUAUAGAUGAACCAAUUCAUGCUUUUUUCUAUAUCGAUUAUUUGAUGAGUGACAAGAGGUCUGAUAUUUUGGAAGCUGCAGUCAUUUCACGCAUUCCAGAUUUAGUUCAAUUAAGCAGAGAGGGCACACUUUUUCUUGUUAUUGAACGUUUUUUUCAAGAUUUCCAACAAAUCCUAGCUGAUCUGAGGUCUAACCUGGGAAGUCUCUUCCUCUACCUUAAAACAGUUAUGGAAAUUCAUUCAACAGGCACCAUGAGGUUCGAUUUUCUAAAAAAAGGAGAACCUCUGUGUUUUCCUGGGGCAAGAGUACAUGAUUUCUUAGAAAGAAUUUCCGAGUUCCCAAAGUUUUUGCGUGAGAAUCCAGUUCAUGUAACUGAUGAAAUGACUGAGCUGUAUCUUGAGUUGCUAUGUCAAUAUGAACCCAAUUCUGUCCUCCAUUACCUUGAGACCUGUGAAAGCUAUAGGGUAGACCAAUGUUUACGCUUGUGCCAAGAACAUGGAAUCAUAGAUGCUGCUGCUUACUUAUUAGAAAAGACUGGGGACGUUGGAAGUGCUCUUUCAUUCACACUUUCUGAUCUUGCAGAUAAAUUUAGUAUGCUUGGUGCUGCUGCUCAAAGUGUAAAUGAUUAUGCUGGGUUAGAUCAUCUUGAUGAGUUCUUGAAGAAGAAGGAGGUAACUGAUAUACUAUAUAUCGUGCAUACUUGUGUUGCAUUGUGCCAAAGAAACAGCUCUCGGUUGGAUCCUAAUGAGUCCGAGGCCCUCUGGUUUCAGCUGCUCGACACAUUUUGUGAACCCUUGACAAAUCCAUGCAUUGAUAAGAUGGAUUCUGAGCAAAAACUUCAGAGAAGGCAGCAAAAUGGAGAAGCAUUCGGAAUCAAGUGGAAGAUCAGAGGGUCAGAUAAAGGUGCUCGAAUCUUGAGGAAAUUAUUCUCUAUGUUUAUUAAAGAAAUGGUUGAGGGAAUGAUAGGAUAUGUCCGGUUACCGACCGUCAUGAUGAAACUUCUUUCUGAUAACGGUAGCCAAGAGUUUGGUGAUUUUAAGGCUACCAUACUAGGAUUGCUUGGAACAUAUGAUUUUGAAAGAAGAAUUUUGGACACUGCUCGAUCUUUAAUCGAGGAUGACGCAUAUUAUACCAUGAGCUUACUUAAGAGAGGAGCUUCUCAUGGUCAUGGCCCACGGAGCCUUGUUUGUUGUAUAUGUAAUUGUCUUCUUACAACUGCGAUUCGAGUUUACAAUUGUGGGCAUGCAAGCCAUUUGCAUUGCGAGAUACCUGCCUCGCAUAGAGCUUUGUCUACAGGUUGCCCCAUUUGUAUGCCAAAGAAAAAGGGCUCAGUCCCUGACAAGAAUGGAUUAGUGAGUAAGCCUUUACCAAAACAUAGGUUAACACAAGGGACAGGUGCUGUUCACGUACAUGAGAAUGAUCGCCAAUUAUCAAGGUAUGAAAUAUUGACUAAUCUUGAUAAAGACAAGAGGAUGAUACAAGUAGAUAACAUGCCACAGCUGAGGCUUGCACCACCAGCUGUGUAUCAUGAAAAGGUGAAGAAAGGCGUAGCUAUGUCGAGGGGAGACGGUGGUAGCAAUACCAGUGGUAUUGCUAAGAUUGAAAAAACUAAGAUGGGCAAGGCAAUUAAAGAUCGGAAAAAGAAGGGAUCAGCUGCUCGAUUUUCCUUGAAAUCAAACAUAUUUGGCAAGGAAAAUUCGUACCUGUCAUCUCAAUAGUUUUCUGCUGCCCUCUGAUGAAGACCUCAUAUGUUUUUGAUCAAUAAAUUUAAAAGGUAUCGUUAGUCAGGGUUCUAUGGACAGUACCUGUACUUGCUCGAUGCAUGAACCCUUGUAACCAAGCAUAAUCAGCAGAUAUAGAUUUCCUUCGGUUGUUAUUCUACCAAUUCUGAAGCUGAACGCUGCAAAAAAGUUGGUUCAUAUAUAUAGAAAUGCUACCACAGGUACCCUCAGAAGUAAGUUGCAGAUUCGUGUCCCUUUAAUAAUGCUGAAUGCCAGCUUAAUGUUAUCAAACUAAGUGAAGAGAUCAAGGAGCAACAUUUGUGGAUGUGGGGAUGAAAUUUUGUUAAGGUAUAUUGUAAAUUAGAGAACUAUUGGAGCAACUCAUGGUUGCUUAAAGCCCGAAAGUAUAGUUUUGCCUGUUUAUAUUUACAGUCCCGCCUUUCUGGCGAAAUAUUUUUUAACAAUUUUGCUUCAGUUAAUCUAUAUAAAAUCUUCAACACUAAUUUUUUUAAUACAA